Phodopus roborovskii (desert hamster) is the source of this 971-nucleotide messenger RNA. Its product is annotated as vomeronasal type-1 receptor 2. Bases 27 to 971 code for a protein of 314 amino acids. The transcript has a single exon. Gene Ontology annotation, biological process: G protein-coupled receptor signaling pathway. The record is from RefSeq and is a predicted model, not a curated record. Gene Ontology annotation, cellular component: membrane. Gene Ontology annotation, molecular function: pheromone receptor activity. Lineage: Eukaryota; Metazoa; Chordata; Mammalia; Rodentia; Cricetidae.
UAAAGUUUUUCUUCCUGAGUGUAUUGAUGAGGUUAAAUUGGUCUGUUUCAGGUGAAAAGAUCAUGGUUAUUGAGAACUUGCCAAUGGGGAUUUUGUUCUUCUCUCAAACAGCUGUUGGGAUUCUUGGCAAUUGGUCAAUUUUUCUCCCUUAUGUUAUGUCUACAUUCACUGGGAAAAGUCUGAUGGCCAAAGACCAUAUUAUAAGGCAUCUGACUUUAGCCAAUUCUUUGGUUAUUAUCUCAAGAGUAAUCCCUCACAUACUGGCACAGCUGGGCUUGCAAAAUCUCCUGGAUGAUCUUUUGUGUAAACUUACUCUCUACAGUAAUCGAGUGUCCCGGGCCAUUUCCCUGCACUGCACCUGCCUCUUGGGUUGCUUCCAAGCAAUCACAAUCAGCCCCAGCAACACAAGAUUCACGAAGUGUAAACACUCAGUCUGCAAGUACAUGGUUCAGUCCUGCUCACUCAGCUGGCUUGUGUAUCUGCUUCUAAACAGCAAAACAGCUAUAGAUGUGAUUGGAUCUGGUACUAAGAAAAACUUCACCAAGAAAAUCAAGUUGGGGUAUUGCUCAGCAUUUGUUUUGAGUAACACUGUACCUCGACUACAUCUGUUAUUGCUUUGUUUCACUGAUGGUGUGUCUUUGAGUCUCAUGAUCUGGACCAGUGUGUUCAUGGUGAACAUCCUCUACAGGCACAAGAGUCAGUUACAGUACAUCCACAGUGCCCAGCAUUCCCUCCACAUCUCCCCUGAAGAUAGAGCCACAAAAUACAUCUUGAUCCUUGUGUGUACCUUUGUCCUCUCCUAUGCAAUGUCAUUUAUAUUAGUUAUUUAUACCACAUUAUUUAACAAUCCAAAGCUGUGGAUAAUCAAUAUAUUUACAUUCCUAGACACGUGUUUCCCCACAUUUUGCCCAUUCAUUCUCAUCAGUAGUAACAAAUCUGCUCCAAAGAGUCCUUUUCCCUGCUGUAGGUGA